GCGGCUCCUCUCUGUUCGCCUCGCGACUCCGCGGCGACCCGGGACCCGGAUACCCUGAGAGAGAGAGAGAGAGAGAGAGAGAAAGAGAGAGAGAGAGAGAGAGUGUGUGUGUGUGUGUGUGGGCAUGGCAGCGUCACGGCUCUCCAGCUGAGGAACAUGAGGACACACUGAGCGGAGCAGCUGAUCCUGGACCCGCUGAGAUGAGUGUGGGCGUGGCCUCAGCCAGGUCCCAGGUGUGUCUGAAGAGACUAUUGGACGAGCCUCAGGAACACUCCCUGAAAUGCAAACGACCCUAUCUGGCUCCGCCCCCUCUGACCCCCAGCCUAUCACCUUGCCUGAGGCCCAGAGGCCCCGCCUCCCAGCCAACCCACAGCCAAUCCCAGUCCAGGAUUGGGCCCUACUUCCUGGUUGAGCCCUGCGAGGGGGUGGAGACCUACUGGGCCGUGCACACACACACGCAACAGCGCUACACCUGCAAGGUGCUGCCUCUGCGUGGAUACCAGGAGCACCUGGCCCCGUACGCCCAGCUCGGUCACCAUGACAACGUGUGCGUCCCAUCGGACGUGGUGAUCGGCCAGGACAGCGUGUACGUCUUCAAGCCGGGUCACCACGGCGACAUGCACGCGUACGUGCGCAGCAGGAAGCGCCUGGACGAGGAGGAGGCGGGGCUUCUGUUCGCUCAGAUGCUGAACGCCGUGACGCACUGCCACCGGCACGGCGUCGUGCUCCGGGACCUGAAGCUCCGCAAGUUCACCUUCACCGACCGCCACCGGACGCGGCUGGCCCUGCAGAGUCUGGACGACGCCGUGCUGCUGCCGGACGCCAACGCCGACGCCCUGACCGACCGCCACGGCUGCCCCGCCUACGUGGGCCCCGAGCUGCUGAGCGGCGGGAAGGCGUCGUACUCGGGCCGCGCCGCCGACAUCUGGAGCCUGGGCGUGUCUCUGUACACCAUGCUGAUUGGACGAUACCCGUUCCAGGACACGCAGCCCGCCGCCCUGUUCGCCAAGAUCCGCCGCGGGACGUUCAGCCUCCCUGAUUGGCUGUCGCCGCGGGCCAAGUGUCUGAUUGGUUGCAUGCUGAGGAAGUCGCCCGCCGAGAGACUGCAGGCGUCUGAGCUGCUCAUGCACCCCUGGCUGAGCGAGCCGGACACACACACACCUCACCACAACACACACACACCUCACCACAACACACACACACCUCACCACAACCAUAACACACACACACCUCACCACAACACACACACACCGCAUCGCAGCACACACACAGCACUUCAAAACACACACACACUCCAGCACAACACACACACACCUCUACAAACUAAGCAAUCUAGUGAUGACCAGGUGGUGCCAGUAUUCACUGAAGCAUCCUAACACACACACACACACACACACACACACACCCUGGAUUACUUGACCCUCCAGUGCCUUCCUCCCUCACUCUGUCCAUGUUUACACUUCCUGGUUCCUUCUGACCGGGGCUGGCCAAUCAGGAGCGAGCACACCUGGAGCCAGCCAAUCACGUGCCUUCCUCAGAGCGUGUUCAGGAGCUCAGACUGAAAACCCGUUUGAGACGCAGUUCUGUCGCUGGUGGUGUUUCGCCGGCGUUACAGCAGAGCACUGUGAGCGAGUCCGGGGUCAGGGGUCAUCAGAGGUCAGAGGUCACAGCCCGCCUCCGGCCGGUCACCUGACCCCGACGUGUCGCUUUGACUUCUGGGUCACGAGACGCUUCGUCUGCAGGAGCAAAGCCGCCGCGGCCCGACAGCGAGCUCCUCAGCACAGCUGGUUCUCUCUCCCUCAUGCUAUCAAACACUGAACUGUCAGAAUUAGAAAACUAGUUUUCUGGACAUUUUCCUUUUUGAAAAAAUAUUUUUGUAGUAAUCCUGAGCUCUCUCUGUUUCUGCUGUUUAAAGUUAAUUUCCAGGUCAUCGUCUGUUAAAGGCUCUGAACAAACACCACGCCCCGCCCCGCCCCACAUCCUAAUCCUCUAGUCAGACAGACAGACAGGUCAGACAGACAGACAGGUCAGUCAGACAGACAGACAGACAUGCCGCCGUCGCAGGGGAACACAUGAACUUCAGUCCAUUCAGCCUCAGAUCAGUGUGUGUGUGUGUGUGUAAGUGUGUGUGUGUGUGUGUGUGUGUCUCAGUGCCUUCUGCCUCCAGGUGUGUGUGAGAGCUGCUGCAGGUGAUGAGGUCACAGGAAGUGCAAUAACUCUGAUGUUAUGAUGCUCUUCCUGCCGGGACGUCCCGGAUGUUAUUCAGGAAUCAGCCAGUAUAAACAUUGCUCUUAAUUAACAGAUGUUUGCUGAGCAUUAUCAUAUUAGUAGUGUUUUUUUUUACCAGCAUAUUAGAAAGAGUGUUUUCACAUCAGCCAUCGUGUAAAUCUAAAUUAUGAUGCUGAUUAUUGAAAAACUGUAAAACUGGGCCCUGAUACCCCGAGGCAGGCGAUCGGUCCGUCCCAGUCUGAUGGCAGUUCUGCAGGUCGACACUUUAUAUUCAAGAAACAAAACUGCAGCUACAUGGUUCCAGCAUGCAGUGUGUGUGUGUGUGUGUGUGUGUGUGUGUGUGACUCUACAGGUGAACGUUACCUCAGCCUCGCUGCUCGUCUCCCUGCAGCCUCUUCUGGAAAAUCUCAUGUUUUCUUGUUUCCAGUAAAAACUUGCAGACGUCCGUUUGUCCUGAAACUAAUAAAACA
Molecule: messenger RNA, 2699 nt
Organism: Myripristis murdjan (pinecone soldierfish)
Lineage: Eukaryota; Metazoa; Chordata; Actinopteri; Holocentriformes; Holocentridae
Product: tribbles homolog 3-like
Exons: 4
Coding region: 201-1376 (391 amino acids)
Biological process (GO): positive regulation of proteasomal ubiquitin-dependent protein catabolic process; regulation of MAP kinase activity; protein phosphorylation
Cellular component (GO): nucleus
Molecular function (GO): mitogen-activated protein kinase kinase binding; protein kinase activity; ATP binding
Source: RefSeq, a predicted model, not a curated record